AUGGCUGAAGGCGGCGACCCACCCGUUCGCAGACAGUACACACCUCUCACCUCGACCCAAUCCUUUCUCGUUGAACGUCUACUCUCUUUCCCCAGCCUUACGUACGAGAGAGUGUUCCCCCUCGACGAACCGAAAUCCUCCGCUGGCAUUUUGCCACCCGUAACUUCCCGUAUCCCGAAGCCCAAGGGCGAAGUAACACGUAUCGGUCGUGGUGGAUAUACCCUCCGGGAGGCACUCGCUUGGUCUAGCGAUCGAUAUGAGGGUGUAAAGAAAUAUGUACAGCAGCUCGCCGAGAAAUACCUCAAUGUGCAUGAAACCUUCAACGCCCAAAAGACGGAGGACUUGGCCAAAGUGUUCGCCGAGGCCAAGGAAGCGUACGCUGAGCUUGAUCAAUACGAGGGUGAUUGGGUCGUAUCUGACUUUCUCCGCAUUUACCUCAAAAACUCCAAGGCGAGAAAGAAGGCAGGCAGAUAA
This is a messenger RNA of Coniophora puteana RWD-64-598 SS2, 474 nucleotides long. RefSeq lists its product as uncharacterized. Bases 1 to 474 code for a protein of 157 amino acids. The transcript has 3 exons. NCBI's taxonomy places the organism in Eukaryota, Fungi, Basidiomycota, Agaricomycetes, Boletales, Coniophoraceae. The record is from RefSeq and is a predicted model, not a curated record.